AUGGCUGCUUUUUCCUCUUUACCAGUGCUUACGCCUCCUGCACCACCACCCCCCAUCCAAGGAUAUGCCUUCAAGCCUCCACCAAGACCCGACUUCGGGACCUCUGGGAGAACAAUCAAAUUACAGGCCAAUUUCUUUGAAAUGGACAUUCCAAAAAUCGACAUCUACCAUUACGAAUUGGAUAUCAAGCCAGAGAAAUGCCCACGAAGAGUUAACAGGGAAAUAGUGGAACAUAUGGUUCAGCACUUUAAAACGCAGAUCUUCGGGGAUCGGAAGCCAGUGUUUGAUGGAAGAAAGAAUCUGUACACAGCAAUGCCCCUUCCGAUCGGGAGGGAUAAGUGUGCUUGGGCCCUACAGGUGGAGCUAGAGGUCACACUGCCAGGGGAAGGCAAAGACCGCAUCUUCAAAGUGUCCAUCAAGUGGGUGUCCUGCGUGAGCCUACAGGCGUUACACGAUGCACUUUCGGGGCGGCUGCCCAGCGUCCCCUUCGAGACGAUCCAGGCCCUGGAUGUGGUCAUGAGGCACCUGCCAUCCAUGAGGUACACCCCCGUGGGCCGCUCCUUCUUCACUGCGUCUGAGGGCUGCUCGAACCCUCUUGGUGGGGGCCGAGAGGUCUGGUUUGGCUUCCAUCAGUCCGUCCGGCCUUCACUUUGGAAAAUGAUGCUGAAUAUUGAUGUCUCGGCAACAGCGUUUUAUAAGGCACAGCCAGUAAUCGAGUUUGUUUGUGAAGUUUUGGAUUUUAAAAGUAUUGAAGAACAACAGAAACCUCUGACAGAUUCCCAAAGGGUAAAGUUUACCAAAGAAAUCAAAGGUCUAAAGGUGGAGAUAACGCACUGUGGGCAGAUGAAGAGGAAAUACCGCGUCUGCAAUGUGACCCGGCGGCCAGCCAGCCACCAAACGUUUCCGCUGCAGCAGGAGAGCGGGCAGACCGUGGAGUGCACAGUGGCCCAGUACUUCAAGGACAGGCACAAGCUGGUGCUGCGUUACCCCCACCUCCCGUGUUUACAAGUCGGACAGGAGCAGAAACACACCUACCUUCCCCUGGAGGUCUGUAACAUAGUGGCAGGACAGAGGUGCAUAAAGAAACUCACCGACAAUCAGACCUCAACUAUGAUCAGAGCCACUGCCCGGUCGGCGCCCGAUCGCCAGGAAGAGAUCAGCAAACUGAUGCGAAGUGCAAGUUUUAACACAGAUCCUUAUGUUCGUGAAUUUGGAAUCAUGGUCAAGGACGAGAUGACCGAUGUGACGGGACGGGUCCUCCAGCCGCCCUCCAUCCUCUAUGGGGGCAGGAACAAAGCGAUUGCCACCCCUGUCCAGGGUGUCUGGGACAUGAGGAACAAGCAGUUUCACACGGGCAUCGAGAUCAAGGUGUGGGCCAUUGCGUGCUUCGCCCCCCAGCGCCAGUGCACGGAAGUCCACCUGAAGUCCUUCACAGAGCAGCUCAGAAAGAUCUCGAGGGAUGCUGGCAUGCCCAUCCAGGGCCAGCCCUGCUUCUGCAAGUAUGCCCAGGGUGCAGACAGCGUGGAGCCCAUGUUCCGACACCUGAAGAACACCUAUGCUGGCCUGCAGUUGGUGGUGGUCAUCCUGCCAGGCAAGACCCCUGUCUACGCUGAAGUGAAGCGGGUGGGAGACACGGUGCUGGGCAUGGCCACGCAGUGUGUGCAGAUGAAGAACGUGCAGAGGACCACGCCACAGACGCUGUCCAACCUGUGCCUGAAGAUCAAUGUCAAGCUGGGCGGCGUCAAUAACAUCCUGCUCCCCCAGGGCAGGCCCCCUGUGUUCCAGCAGCCAGUCAUCUUCCUGGGGGCUGACGUCACCCACCCACCUGCCGGGGAUGGGAAGAAGCCUUCAAUUGCCGCUGUCGUGGGCAGCAUGGACGCCCACCCCAACCGUUACUGCGCCACGGUGCGGGUCCAGCAGCACCGUCAGGAGAUCAUCCAGGACCUGGCUGCCAUGGUGCGUGAACUGCUCAUUCAGUUCUACAAGUCCACGCGCUUCAAGCCCACCCGCAUCAUCUUCUACCGAGACGGCGUCUCCGAGGGCCAGUUCCAGCAGGUCCUCCACCAUGAACUGCUGGCCAUCCGUGAGGCGUGCAUCAAGCUGGAGAAGGACUACCAGCCAGGGAUCACGUUCAUUGUCGUCCAGAAACGGCACCACACGAGGCUCUUCUGCACCGACAAGAAUGAGCGGGUCGGGAAAAGUGGAAACAUACCAGCAGGCACCACCGUGGACACGAAGAUUACCCACCCGACCGAGUUCGACUUCUACCUGUGCAGCCACGCCGGCAUCCAGGGGACGAGCCGGCCCUCCCACUACCACGUGCUGUGGGAUGACAAUCGCUUCUCCUCCGACGAACUUCAGAUCCUGACCUACCAGCUGUGUCACACCUAUGUGCGCUGCACGCGCUCUGUGUCCAUCCCCGCGCCAGCCUACUACGCUCACCUGGUGGCCUUCCGGGCCAGGUACCACCUGGUGGACAAGGAACACGACAGUGCUGAAGGAAGCCAUACCUCCGGGCAGAGCAACGGCCGCGACCAUCAGGCCCUGGCGAAGGCCGUCCAGGUCCACCAGGACACACUGCGCACCAUGUACUUUGCUUGACAUGGUUUAGUGUUGAGCGACUGUGUACCGAGUUGGAUUCACACGAGACCAGCUACACUCAGACCAACAGACGCCCAGCCCUUCCGAGACAGCCAGCUUUGAAACAUGAAAUGUCCUUUAUUUGACCAGAUUCGCCGGUGUCCCAGAAUGCCUUUCGUCCCAGAUUUCAAACUCGAAUUCUGAACUGCAGACCUGUAUGAGACCCGCCCCCACCCCACACUGUCGUAGGAAAUAUGGUUUGCCAAAAUCUAUAAGCUGCUUAUUAAAAAUAGAAGUUCCGUGUUUCCUAAAAAA
Molecule: messenger RNA, 2895 nt
Organism: Chrysochloris asiatica (Cape golden mole)
Lineage: Eukaryota; Metazoa; Chordata; Mammalia; Afrosoricida; Chrysochloridae
Gene: AGO2
Product: argonaute RISC catalytic component 2
Exons: 18
Coding region: 1-2601 (866 amino acids)
Biological process (GO): regulatory ncRNA-mediated gene silencing; regulation of DNA-templated transcription
Cellular component (GO): RISC complex
Molecular function (GO): RNA binding; protein binding; endoribonuclease activity, cleaving siRNA-paired mRNA
Source: RefSeq, a predicted model, not a curated record